Molecule: messenger RNA, 2793 nt
Organism: Macrosiphum euphorbiae (potato aphid)
Lineage: Eukaryota; Metazoa; Arthropoda; Insecta; Hemiptera; Aphididae
Source: the annotation of a GenBank genome assembly
AUGGCUGCUCCGCCAGCCGCCUUAGUGGCUAAGGUAAAAAAACAUUUCAUAGGUAUUCCUGCGCCUCUUGGAUAUGUCGCUGGUGUUGGUCGAGGUGCAACAGGAUUUACAACACGAUCUGAUAUUGGUCCAGCGCGAGAUGCCAAUGAUGUUUCCGACGAUCGCCAUGCACCACCCACAAAAAAGAAAAAAAAAGAUGAAGAAGAAGACGAUGAUGAGGAUUUGAAUGAUUCUAACUAUGAUGAAUUCAGUGGUUAUGGUGGUUCAUUGUUCAGUAAGGAUCCAUACGACAAAGAUGAUGAAGAAGCAGAUAUGAUUUAUGAAGAAAUUGAUAAACGAAUGGACGAAAAACGUAAGGAAUACAGAGAGAAACGAUUAAAAGAAGAAUUAGAAAAGUAUCGACAAGAACGACCAAAGAUUCAACAACAAUUCAGUGACUUGAAAAGAGGAUUGACUAUGGUUAGUGAAGACGAAUGGCGCAAUAUUCCAGAAGUUGGUGAUGCUAGAAAUCGCAAACAAAGGAACCCUAGAGCUGAAAAAUUUACUCCACUACCGGACACUGUACUAUCACGAAGUCUUGGUGGUGAAAGUACUUCUUCUAUUGAUUCAGCAAGUGGUCUUAUGAGUCAAUAUCCACAUGGUACAGUUACACCUGGAAUGUUAACUCCGUCUGGAGACUUAGAUUUAAGAAAAAUGGGACAAGCUCGUAAUACUUUAAUGAAUGUAAAACUUAACCAAGUAUCAGACUCUGUUGAAGGACAAACUGUGGUUGAUCCUAAAGGCUAUUUGACUGAUUUACAUAGUAUGAUUCCAACAUAUGGGGGAGAUAUCAAUGAUAUAAAAAAAGCUAGAUUAUUGUUAAAGUCUGUACGAGAAACAAAUCCUAAUCAUCCACCAGCUUGGAUAGCAUCAGCUCGUCUUGAGGAAGUAACAGGAAAAAUUCAAGCUGCUCGUAACGUUAUCAUGAAAGGUUGUGAAGAUAAUCCAAAAUCUGAAGAUCUUUGGCUUGAAGCUGCUCGUUUACAACCUCCAGAAACUGCCAAAGCUGUUAUCGCCCAAGCAGUUAGGCAUAUUCCAACAUCAGUUCGUAUUUGGAUUAAAGCUGCUGACUUAGAAUCUGAAACUAAAGGUAAAAGAAAAGUCUACAGAAAAGCUUUAGAACAUAUUCCAAAUUCAGUUAGAUUAUGGAAAGCUGCUAUUGAGUUGGAAGAUCCAGAAGAUGCUCGAAUUUUAUUAAGUCGUGCUGUUGAAUGUUGCCCGACUAGUGUUGACCUAUGGCUAGCUUUGGCUCGAUUAGAAACUUAUGAAAAUGCACGUAAAGUGUUAAAUAAAGCUCGUGAAAAUAUUCCUACUGAUAGACAAAUUUGGACAACUGCUGCUAAAUUAGAAGAAGCUAACGGUAAUAUAAAUAUGGUUGAAAAAAUCAUAGAUCGCGCUAUAUCUUCUUUAAGUGCUAAUGGAGUCGAAAUUAACAGAGAACAAUGGAUUAAAGAAGCAAUAGAAGCGGAAAAAUGUGGUUCGGUCAAAACAUGUCAAGCUCUUAUUAAAGCUAUAAUUGGAUAUGGAAUAGAAGACGAAGACCGUAAACACACUUGGAUGGAAGAUGCUGACUCCUGUGCUAGUCAAUUAGCUUAUGAGUGUGCAAGAGCAAUUUUCUCUCAUUCUUUAGCUGCUUUUCCGAGUAAAAAGUCCAUUUGGUUGAGAGCUGCUUAUUUUGAAAAAAAUCAUGGUACAAGAGAUUCUUUAGAAACGUUAUUACAAAAAGCUGUUGCUCAUUGUCCAAAAUCUGAAGUAUUAUGGUUGAUGGGAGCAAAAUCAAAAUGGUUAGCUGGUGAUGUACCAGCUGCUCGUGGUAUUUUAUCUCUAGCAUUUCAAGCGAACCCAAAUUCAGAAGAAAUUUGGCUUGCUGCUGUAAAAUUAGAGUCUGAGAAUUCAGAAUUUGACCGUGCAAGACGUUUAUUGUCUAAAGCCAGAGCUUCGGCACCAACUCCAAGAGUAAUGAUGAAGUCUGCUAAACUUGAAUGGUGUUUGAACAAUUUAGAUACAGCUUUACAAAUCCUCGAGGAAGCUCUUGUUAAGUUUCCAGAUUAUGCUAAAUUGUGGUUAAUGAAAGGUCAGAUUGAAGAACAACAAGGAGAUGUAGACAGAGCACAUGAAACUUUUAAUUCUGCACUAAAGAAAUGUCCCAGUUCUAUUCCUUUAUGGAUAUGGUUAGCCAGAUUAGAUGAGAGAAGAAAAAUGCUAACCAAAGCAAGAUCAGUAUUGGAAAAAGGUCGUUUGAAAAAUCCACAUAAUCCAGAACUGUGGUUGGAAGCUAUACGUAUAGAAUUUCGAGCAGGUAUGAGAGAUAUAGCAAAUACAAUGAUGGCCAAAGCACUACAAGAAUGUCCAAAUGCUGGAAUAUUAUGGUCGGAAGCUAUAUUCUUGGAAGCAAGACCGCAACGAAAAACUAAAAGUGUGGAUGCUUUAAAAAAAUGUGAACAUGAUGUUAAUGUACUUUUAGCUGUCUCAAAGUUAUUUUGGAGUGAACGUAAAUUACAAAAAUGCCGUGAAUGGUUUAAUAGAACUGUUAAAAUUGAUCCAGACUUUGGGGAUGCUUGGGCAUAUUUCUAUAGAUUUGAAGUAUUACAUGGAACGGAAGAAGUACAAGUAGAUAUUAAAAAGAGGUGUAUUGCAGCAGAACCUCAUCAUGGUGAAGCAUGGUGUAUUGUAUCAAAAAACAUUGAUAACUGGAGACUUACUACUGAAAAUGUUUUAAUGUUGGUUGCAAAAGACUUACCUAUCCCUAUUUAA